AUGCAGGAAGAAGAAGACUUGAUUGCAGAGUGGAUUCCUGAGCCUCUUGUUCCAAAUCCUCCUGAGGCCGAUCAUCCUUCAUUAAAUACACGGACUGUUUAUGGAAAGGUUGGGCGUUAUAUUGAUUUGGGAACUGGUGAGAAGGUGUUAAAUCUUGGAACUCACAGUUAUUUGAACUUGGGUGAGCGACCAGAGGUUGAAGAAGCUGCUCUGCAAUGUCUUCACAAGUAUGGGGUUGGAUCCUGUGGACCUCGAGGUUUUUAUGGUACAACCCAAGUUCACUUGGAAUUAGAAGACAGGCUUGCAGCUUUCUUUAAUUGUGAGAUGGCCGUUCUAUAUUCAUAUGGGUUUUCAACAAUAGCAUCUGCCAUUCCUGCUUAUUCUAAAAGUGGGGAUAUUAUUUAUGCAGAUGAGAUGGUCAGCUUCCCCAUCCAGAGAGGCCUGCAAGCUAGUCGCAGCCGUAUUGUAUUUUUCCGACAUAAUGAUGUGGAACAUUUGGAAGAAUUGUUAAAGGAGCAGGCUGUUUUAGAUAAAAAGGACUCCCUGACAGAGAAUAAGAAAGCAAAGGUUUUGGCUUCUCCCGAUAAGUUGUGGGGAAUGGAGAAAGAAGGCUCUCCUUCCUCUCGUUUAGACCAGAGAGAAGAAAUGACGAAGAUAUUAAAGGAUAUGCAAGAGUCUAUUGCUUCUCUAGUCGGGGUUCUUUCGAGAGAUCCUCCAAGAAGAAAGGAUGUUUAA
Macrobrachium nipponense is the source of this 735-nucleotide messenger RNA. Its product is annotated as serine palmitoyltransferase 1-like. Gene Ontology annotation, biological process: ceramide biosynthetic process; sphingosine biosynthetic process. Gene Ontology annotation, cellular component: endoplasmic reticulum. Lineage: Eukaryota; Metazoa; Arthropoda; Malacostraca; Decapoda; Palaemonidae. The record is from RefSeq and is a predicted model, not a curated record. The coding region runs from base 1 to 735 and encodes 244 amino acids. The transcript is spliced from 5 exons. Gene Ontology annotation, molecular function: pyridoxal phosphate binding; serine C-palmitoyltransferase activity.